This is a messenger RNA of Dioscorea cayenensis subsp. rotundata (Guinea yam), 963 nucleotides long. RefSeq lists its product as uncharacterized. Lineage: Eukaryota; Viridiplantae; Streptophyta; Magnoliopsida; Dioscoreales; Dioscoreaceae. Bases 249 to 770 code for a protein of 173 amino acids. The transcript is spliced from 2 exons. The record is from RefSeq and is a predicted model, not a curated record.
CGUCCCUAUCCUUAGAUGGCAUAGUGGGGAAGAUAUCUAUCUAGAUGGAGUUUGGGCGGGUCCGCCAGACCGCCCAAGAUGCCUAGACCACCCCCUCAUUUUGGUAAAAUACCUUCAAAAUAUCAUCUUUGUGUUUUGUUUUUCUUGAUUGAAAGGGCUUUUAGAAUGCAGAUGUUUGUUUUUGGGAGAACCAGUUAACUUGUGAUCACCCAGUUCCAUAGGAGCAAGUAAGUUAUGCCUAGCAAUUAAUGUCGUUGUACAAAAUUGUUCAAGAGUGGGAUGAUUCAGGUGGACUAGAGGCCUUUCAGAAUGCAAAGUUCCGUUACUGGGCAAAGAUCAACAACCGCCAAUGUGACAUUCCUCUGCCAGAUCCAGUUCUGUACAUAGAUGAGGUUGACUAUAAUGCAGUUAUUGAUCCAGAAGUAGUAGUUGAUCUGUUUGAUGAGGCACAACAACCUGCCCCAAACAAUCAUUCACCCAAAACAUCAAGACCUCAGGGAGACAGUAACAAUGAAGCUGGUAGACCGUGUGGUAGGAAUAAAGAUGGAGUUGGCUGCUUUGGCUCGAGAAAGAGAAGCUCAAGGUUCAAGACCAAUUUCUACCCAACAAAUAGCAGCUGGAGAAAUUUCAGAGGGAAUCAAAAUAGAAUAGAUCAUAGUGAGCAAACAGUGUAUGCUGGAAGACCAACAAGUCAGCAGUGGAAACCUACCAAAUAUAUCGAAUAUGGAAAUAAUCAAGCAUCUAAUGAUUGUGGUGCUUUGAUUAAUUAACUUAAUUUUACAAUAAAAUAUCUUGAGCACAGAAUGCAUGUUGGCAGGGCCUUGUAAUGAAUUUUUUUUUUCCAAGUGUAUAUAAAUUCGUAUAGGCAUACAAUGAGAAUACUGUGAUUUUGAGUGGUUGCUUCCUGUGAAAUGUAUACAUAUUAUUAGAGUAACUGAUUAAUGAAAGUGGUCAAUUGUGGUC